AUGGGCGAUGAUUGUUAUAUUCAGCUGAAAAAUUCACAAUGUCAAGAAGUUUACUCGAUGAUUCCUAUUAGGGGGUUCGUAUACAAUGAUACUGGUAAGAUGGGUGUGGAAGAUAGCGCUUUGGAGCAUAAGAGAAGUAAUCAAGCAGUAUCAGUCUUGACUGCUGGUAUACGAGCUAUAGCCUACCAAAUACAGAGCUUGUAUCUAAGAUCACCCGUAAAGCUAUUUCGCCCAUCAAGAUUCGACUACUUGGCCUACGUGCGGGCACUUGCGAAUCAACACAACAACAUCAACGAGAAACCCUAUAAAUUUCGAACACACUCUUCGAUUGGUAUGCUCAUUAGCGUUAUCCGAAAAGAAGGAUGGAAAUUUAUACCAGAUCAAGUAAUGCCACCACUUAUUGCCAACUCAGCCACGGGGAUUAUCUUAUACGCGACGUAUUUGAAUACAUUGGAUCGCUUAACUUCAAAAAGGGAAACAGUUCACAAUGCUGAAUUUCACUGGUACUCACCGAUUGAUACAUGGCGUGCCGGAUUUGUUGCCGGUGUCGUGCAGUCUCUUGCUGCAGCUCCUGUGGACGCAAUCUACACAAGACUGUCGGUGUCCGAAAUGAUCGAAGGUUCGCAUCAAAAUUUGUGGCAGUUUGGGAUCAACAAGUUGAAAGAGAUUGGACUAGUAGGAGUGUUUGCAGGGUACAGCUUUUCUUUGAUUAAGGAAAGUUUCGGGUUUGCAUUUUACUUUUCAACUUUCGAAACCAUUAAAACGCAAGGAUACACAAUCACUUUUAAGGUUUUUGAAUUUCUUCGCAAUCAAGAGGAAACGAUCAAGAGAAAGCUACAGUCAAUUUUCAAUUGGGAUGAGAUCAAGGUUGACGAAAAAAUGCAGCGAUUAGAGAGGUACAAACUGGAACGACUUCUAAAGACAUCAUUCAUAUUGAUUGCGGGCGCAUCUGCCGCUUUUGCUUUACUCGCAAUCCAGUAUCCCGUGACUAAAGUUCAAAAGAUCCACUUGUCAAGAUUGGAAGCGUUGGAUAUAUUCAAUGCAUCAACUCGAAAAGAAAAGCCGUUUAUUAAAUUGUACUACAAUUCAUAUGUCGACACAUUCAAUCAAGUAUUGAGAAUGAAGCAGAAAGCCAAAGUCACUUGGUUCAAAGCUGCAUAUAGUGGAUUCUUCAGAAAUGCAGUGACAACGAUUCCUGCUACUUCGGUGGCUUUGCUUGUUUUUGAAAUCACAAGAACAAGACUAGCCAUUAACAUAGAUGAGUCCGAGAUACUAGCUCCAUGA
Messenger RNA from Lodderomyces parapsilosis, 1284 nucleotides. RefSeq lists its product as uncharacterized. Gene Ontology annotation, biological process: mitochondrial L-ornithine transmembrane transport. Gene Ontology annotation, molecular function: L-ornithine transmembrane transporter activity. The coding region runs from base 1 to 1284 and encodes 427 amino acids. The record is from RefSeq and is a predicted model, not a curated record. The transcript has a single exon. Lineage: Eukaryota; Fungi; Ascomycota; Pichiomycetes; Serinales; Debaryomycetaceae.